This is a messenger RNA of Astyanax mexicanus (Mexican tetra), 3576 nucleotides long. RefSeq names its product phosphofurin acidic cluster sorting protein 1. Gene Ontology annotation, molecular function: transmembrane transporter binding. The record is from RefSeq and is a predicted model, not a curated record. Lineage: Eukaryota; Metazoa; Chordata; Actinopteri; Characiformes; Acestrorhamphidae. Gene Ontology annotation, biological process: protein localization to plasma membrane. The transcript is spliced from 25 exons. The coding region runs from base 222 to 2990 and encodes 922 amino acids.
GCUCCGCCCCCCUUCCCAGAGAGAUUCCACAGCGACCGUUACACAGAGAGAGAGAGAGAGAGAGAGAGAGAGAGAGAGAGAGUGAGAGAGACAGAGACAGAGAGGGUGGGUGGGUGUGUACUGUAGCGGUCACUCCCCCUCCCUCAGUGCGGGUUGGAGAGCUGUUCUCUCGGCAGUCCCUCGGCGGAGGUCCGGGGCUGUAGCGGUUAGCGGUGGUGGUGAUGGCGGCGGAUCGCGGCGCGCUGCGGGCCAUGGCGCUGCUAAGUCCGGCCUGCGGGGGAGCGGCGCCAGCGGGAUCAGGAGUAGGAGCGACCGUAAGCGGCGUGAUGAGCACGAGCUCCACGGCGGUGGGUCUCGGCCUCGUUCCUGUGCCCAUGAACCUGUUCGCCACAUGGGAGAUUGACCGGUCCUCGCCGAGCUGCGUGCCGAGGUUGUGCAGUCUGACCCUGAAGAGGUUGAUUGUUCUGAGGGAGCUGGAUAAAGAACUGAACUCUGUCGUCAUCGCUGUUAAAAUACAGGGCUCCAAACGUGUGCUGAGAUCGAAUGAGUACAUGCUUCCUCCCAGCGGUCUCAUGGAAACAGAUCUAGAGCUCACCUUCUCUCUGCAGUACCCUCACUUUCUAAAGAGAGACGCUAACCGGCUUCAGAUCAUGCUUCAGAGACGGAAACGCUACAAAAACCGGACCAUUCUUGGCUACAAAACACUCGCUCUGGGAGUUAUUAACAUGGCUGAGGUGAUGCAGUACCCCACAGAUGGAGGUCAGAUCCUGGGUCUCCAUAGUAACAUGAAGGACGUUCAAGCACGUGUGGCGGAGAUCAGUGUGUUCUCUCUUUCCAGCCAGCCAAUUGACCACGAGGACGGCGGUCAGGGCAGACACAAGAACAAAAACAAUGAUCGGUCCCCUGAUAUGGAUAAUUAUUCGGAGGAGGAUGACGACAGCUACUCUUCAGAGCAGGAGGCCAGUGAUGACGCAGUGCACGGACAGGAUCUCUACGAUGAUGACGAUGACGUCCGGAAGCCAAAGAAAUCUCGACGGAAGAUGAUCCGAACCACCUCCAUGACUCGGCAGCCGAACUUCAAGCAGAAGUUUGUAGCCUUGCUGAAGAGGUUCAAGGUGACAGAUGAGGUCCUGGACUCAGACCCAGUGGAUCAGACGCAGGAGGUGGAGGAUUUGGAUCUGUUGUAUGACAGCCUGGAGGAGCACAACCACAGUGAUAGUGGGCCUGACCUGGAGGACAACGAGAGCCUGUUAAGCACUCCCAAACCAACACUAAAGCCAUUUUUCGAGGGAAUGUCUCAGUCCAGUUCUCAGACUGAACUGGGUAGUGUACACAGUCAGAAGAGUCAGCAACAAGAACCGUCCUACACGGGCUGCAGUUUCCUCCCUGUGGAGAGGAGUAAAGCUCCAGUGGAACGACAACCAGAAGACACGGUCAUCAACACAAGCACUGCGGAGGCUGAAAUGGAGGAUUCAGGUUUAGUGAUGGGAGAUGAACUCUGUGCUGAGCGCCUGACCGGCUCCGUGGCCAAACUGUGCAAGACUGACUCACAAAACCACAUGUCUCCCAGUAAAGCAGAGAGCCGGUUGGCCAGAAGGGGGCGCAGUCUAAAAGACAGACUGAACUCUAGAACGCAGAGUGAUCGAACAAUCAGCAUCGAGAGCGAAAACUCGCCAGACUCACAGCUGUCAGCACAGGUUCCCAGGAAGUCAGUUUAUGAUCAGCUUAAUCAGAUCUUGAUCUCUGACGAGAGGCUUCCAGAAAGCAUCAUCCUCAUCAACACUGUGGACUGGCAGGGACAGUAUGUAGCAGAAGUUCUCCGAAAGCAGGCGCAGCCUAUUGUGUCCACCUGCUCGUCUGCAGACGUUCAAGCUGCUUUCAACACUAUUGUCACUCGCAUCCAGAGAUUCUGUAACUGCAACGCCCAGACACCACCCACCGUAAAGGUUGCCGUGGCGGGAGACCAGAGCUACCUCAGCACCGUCCUGCGAUUCUUUGUGGAACAGCUGGCCAACAAAACACCCGACUGGCUCAGCUACAUCCGCUUCCUCAUCAUCCCCAUCGGCUCUCACCCCCUGGCGAAGUGUGUUUCAGCGUUUGACAGCAGGUUCAGCGGUAUGUUUAUGGACACCGCGUGGCGGGAGCUGUUCUGCAGGACGGAGCCGCCGGCUGCAGAUAGUGUAGAUGUUGCAGGGCGGAUUCUUCAGUACCUCGCUGGAGCCAAUGUUUCUCACCAGUUCCCCAUCUCUGAGGCCAUGCUCACCUACAAACAGAAAAGGAAGAGGAGUUUGUAUUUUGAUUUUUAUAUCAGUCCAGACGAAGACUCCUGUCAGAAGUUUGUGCCUUUUAUCGGGGUUGUAAAGGUGGGAAUAGUUGAACACAGUCUUUCAACAUCCGUGGAUUCUGAUGAUGCUAUGGGCAGCAACAUUGGCAUUCUGACCACGCCCAUUUCACAGCCGGCCACACCCCACGGGAAAGAAAUAUGUGGGACACCGCCAUCCUCUCCCGCCGUCUCUACAGGCCUGUCUGGAGCUGGUUCUCCAGGUGCAGGUGGAGAGCUGAUGGGUCUGCAGGUGGAUUACUGGACACUACAGGGUGGAGAGAGGAAGCGUGAUGGAGAGAAAAAGGAGGCGGGGCUAAAGAACACGCUGAAGAGUAACUUCCGCUCUCUGCAGGUCAGCCGUCUGCCCAGCCGAGGGGAACUUAACCCCCCUCUCAGCAUGGCUAUGACCGUCGUCACUAAGGAGAAGAACAAGAAAGUGAUCUUCCUCAGUAAGAAGAUAAAGGAGAAGGAGCUGGAUUCAAAGAGUCAGGUGAUCGACGGUAUCAGCCGAUUAAUCUGCACCGCCAAACACCAGCACACUAUGCUCCGAGUUUCUAUAGAUGGCGUUGAGUGGAACGAUGUGAAGUUUUUCCAGCUGGCCGCUCAGUGGCCCACCCACGUCAAGCACUUUCCUGUGGGCGUCUUUGGCUACAGCAAACACACCUGAGCACACCUGAGAUCACCUGUGCAGGGGAGAGACAGGUAGAGAGGGAAUACAGACACAGAAAUCUCCUGUGGAAGCUCUCCUGUCUUAGUCUGUUUUCACCCAUAUACCUGUCUGUGUUCCUCCAAUCUGUCCAUCCGUCUGUCUCUGUUUUGUUUUUACAUUUUAUCAUCGAAAAAUAUUUUAUAUUUUAAUAUAAAAAAAAUCUGCCACCACUAAAACACAAAUGAAUUUUUGAAUUGCCUCUUUUUGAUGAUGGCAGCUGUGUAUGCACUUUGUGUGUUUGUUUUGUUUACCUAUUUCUGUGAAAUCCUGUGUGGAAUGUUGUUGCACAUACCGAAGAAAGAAUGCAGAUAAUUGAGGUAAGGGUGUGUGUAAAUGUCUGUAUGUAUGUGUGUGUGAGUGUGUGUGUGUGUGUGUGUGUGUGUCUGAGUGUGUGAUGUUUUUGAACUGCAGUAUUACUGAGGGAUAGCUGUGAAUUUUUUGACCUCCUUUACCUGAAUGCAAUGCGCUGUUUUUUUUAUUUGUGUGUACUUUGUGUUUUUGAGUGUUUUUUUUACUAUAAUGGCACAAAACCAUAUAUAUAUAU